AUGAUCACAAACCCCGCCAAGCUACAUUCUACGUACUGUGAGGCCAGCGCAGACGAUAACAAAGCAGCAUCUAACACUGAUGAUCAGUAUGUGCCUUACAUUCUGCCAACAGAAUUUGCCCUUGAAGAUUCACUAAAAGCUCACAGGAGCAUCAGCACAACAGCAAGAAACUUGUCGAAUGGGAACGCUUCGCCGGCAGGUACCCGGCUCUCCGUGGAACGCAUGCAAGCGCCAGAAAGUGUCCGCAGGGACGCCAGGCCUCUCAGCACUUUAAGUGAAACCGAACAUUGUCACCCCAAGAAUCAGGCCACAAGAAAAGCCAUUGAGGAAGCUAAAGAAAAAUUAAUCAUGCCCCCUGUUUUGAAUGAACGAGAGCCAAUUGACGAUGUCUUAGCGGAAGACAAAUUCCUUGAAGGAAUGGAAACGACAAAAUAUGUGUUUACGGAUUUAACUUACUCCGUUCCACAUCGUGAGCGUUUCAUCGUAGUUAGAGAACCAAAUGGUGUCUUACGCAAAGCAACCUGGGAAGAGCGAGACCGGAUGAUACAGAUAUUCUUCCCAAAAGAAGGACGCAGAGUUAUUCCCCCAGUGGUGUUCAAGGAUGAACACCUUGUGACUGUAUUUCAGCAAGACCGUCAUGAGGAUAUCCUUAACAUGUGCGUCGCUCAGUUUGAGCCGGAUUCACCUGACUACAUCAGAGUUCAUCAUCGGACAUACGACGACAUUGAGAAACAUGCCAAAUACGAUCUGCUCCGUUCAACAAGACACUUUGGAGGAAUGGUGUGGUAUCUGGUAAACCGGAAGAGAACAGAUGGCUUGCUAAUAGAUAUGAUUCACAGAGACUUGCUGGAUGAUGCUACGAGUUUAAUCACACUGUAUCAUAUGCUUCACCCUGAAUGUCAAUCAGCAAAAGAAGCUAAAGCAGGGAACCUUCAGGGAGCUGAUCUGAUCAAGGUAUUUGCGAAAACUGAAUCACAGAAAGAAGGCUAUAUACAACUGGCCCUCCAGGCUUACGAAGAAGCAAUGGCUACUUCUACAGCUUCAUGAAAUAAACCUUAGUUUUUUUCAAGUCUGUUUAUGAACCUUCUCUGUACAGGAUUCCACAAUAAAUACUU
This is a messenger RNA of Opisthocomus hoazin, 1115 nucleotides long. The record is from RefSeq and is a predicted model, not a curated record. Lineage: Eukaryota; Metazoa; Chordata; Aves; Opisthocomiformes; Opisthocomidae.